AUGAAAAAAAAAAUAUCAUAUCCUUUGGUAAAGAAUUCACUCAACGAUAUCAAUAAGUUUAUUGAAAUUCUGCGUGAAGUUAAGGCUAGGCCAGGCAUGGCAAAUACGUGUCCAUCUUUUACUCCACAAGCAGCUCUUUGCGAUACUCUUUGGUUCCAACAUGCCGAUACCAUUCCUCGAAAGAAAAAUGGUGUAUUGAUGAUGAAACAACUUUUACGAAGUGAUGAUUCAUACUCGAUUAACAGAGAGAAUUGUAUGGUGAAAAGAGAUAAUACUCCUUUUGCCCCAAUAGUUUUUGGUAAUUUUGAACAAACUAGGUAUCCAACGUUGGUUGGUGAUGAUUUCGGAGUGGUGGUCAUAUCUCGAUGGAAAACUGGAUUCAGUGGUGAUCAAUCUGGAUUUUCACUUCAGAAUCAUGAAAAGAUAAUGUUUUCACUUGAUGGAUAUAUAUUCUGUUUGGGUGAUUCCAAUAGAAACGAUAAGUCUGUUCAUCAUGCUGGUAGUAUCGUAACUGGAAGAGCAGCAGAACUAUCUCCGUCUGAAAAAGCAAUGGUGGAUUUCCUUGCAGCAAUACCCUUAGUAGGGAUGAUGAUGGUGAUGAUGGUCGCAAAAGGAAGCGUACUAGGCAUGGCGGUGGUUUGUAAAUUUAGACCAAUUUAA
Heterostelium album PN500 is the source of this 660-nucleotide messenger RNA. RefSeq lists its product as uncharacterized. NCBI's taxonomy places the organism in Eukaryota, Evosea, Eumycetozoa, Acytosteliales, Acytosteliaceae. The record is from RefSeq and is a predicted model, not a curated record. The coding region runs from base 1 to 660 and encodes 219 amino acids. The transcript has 4 exons.